AUGUAUAAUUCCGUAGCAGAGAAUGUCCUUGGGACUAUUGGUACGAUAUUAUGGUGCAUUCAAUUAGUGCCUCAGAUAAUCCGGAAUUUUUAUGUGAAAGAUUGUGAAGGUGUACCAAGUGUGAUGAUGUUUCUAUGGGCUCUUAGCGGCGUUCCAUUUUCUAUAUAUUUCUUUGGUACUGAUGGAUCGAUACCACUCAGAAUACAACCACAGCUAUUCACUCUUUUCUGUGUGGUUACAUGGAUACAAACAUUAUAUUAUCCGCCGGUGCAACUUGGACUAAGGAAGGUAAUCAUUUACGCUAGUACGUUUAUUAUAAUAGCGGCUGGAGCUGAAGUAGGAUUCAUAUUGUGGUUGCGUCCAAUUUACCGAGGAGGAAAGGAAUGGCCUAUGCUAAUAAUUGGUAUAAUUGCAACGAUAUUGAUUGCACUAGGGCUUAUUCCUCCAUAUUUUGAAUUGGCCAAACGUCGAGGACGAGUGAUCGGCAUAAAUUUCAUAUUUCUAUGCAUGGAUUCUCUUGGAGCCUUAUUUUCCUUAUUAAGCAUUGUGGUGGGCACAAUGGACAUAUUGAGUAUCGUGCUAUAUGCUGUUGUAAUUGCAUUGGAAUUUGGCAUAUUCGCUAGUCAUUUUAUAUGGUAUAUUAGAUUUGGGAAGAAAGAGAAAGCAAAGGAGAAUCAUCAGGAAUGGGACCAGGAACAGGUAGCGGAGUCUGAAUAUGAUAGCUCACAAGAAGGCUCACAAGAAGACUCACAAGAAGACUCACAAGAACACUUACAAGCGCAGGAAUACAAACAAGAAUACGGACAAGAACAUGAAAACUACGUACAUGAGAAUGAGGAAGACGAAAGGGUAGAGAUUCAAAAUCAGAUAUCAAGAAGUGACAAAUUGGAAUAUGAAUACGAAAAAUAUAAUAAUUACUAUAUAUAG
Messenger RNA from Debaryomyces tyrocola, 927 nucleotides. NCBI's taxonomy places the organism in Eukaryota, Fungi, Ascomycota, Pichiomycetes, Serinales, Debaryomycetaceae. The record is from the annotation of a GenBank genome assembly.